Messenger RNA from Nilaparvata lugens (brown planthopper), 1617 nucleotides. Its product is annotated as fibroblast growth factor 1. The record is from RefSeq and is a predicted model, not a curated record. Gene Ontology annotation, biological process: regulation of cell migration; positive regulation of gene expression; animal organ morphogenesis. Gene Ontology annotation, molecular function: fibroblast growth factor receptor binding; growth factor activity. Bases 170 to 682 code for a protein of 170 amino acids. NCBI's taxonomy places the organism in Eukaryota, Metazoa, Arthropoda, Insecta, Hemiptera, Delphacidae. Gene Ontology annotation, cellular component: cytoplasm. The transcript has 5 exons.
CAUUCAUUCAUUCAACUCCCACAGAUUUAAGAUGCUUGAAAUUAGUUCCAAGCAUGUGCUUCGCCUUCAUAUCAAGUCUGAACUUCGUUCAGUGUGUUGCUGCCCACUUAGUAGAUACGCGAAAGUGAUGAUCGGUUAUUAGAGUGUUGAAAGCAAAAUAUAAUUUAAGAUGUCUGAAGAUACUGAUCAGAAUGAUGAGGCUUCAGGAUCGAACAGUCGUUGUUUUUGCCCAACAAACCCGAGAACUUACCAAGGACUGCCAUUCAGAGAAGGAAAUCCAAACUACGGAUUUCGAAUGCAGCUGUACUGUCGCACUCAAUUCCACCUUGCCAUAAUGCCAGAUGGCAGUGUCAUUGGAGUCAAUGAGAAUUGCUACAAAUAUGCAAUGUUGGAACUAUCAUCUGCUGGACCAGUCAAUGAAGUAAGAAUACGAGGAAUAGAAGCAAACCUCUAUUUGGCUAUGAACCGCCACGGAGGAUUAUAUGGCGAGCCAAACAGAGAUGAACCAGCCACAGUAUUCGUUGAAGCAUUCCUAGCUAACUACAAUACAUACCUUUCGCACAAGUAUGCCCAUAACGGGUGGUAUGUGGGCAUUAAGAAGACGGGCAAACCCAAGCCAGGACACCACACCCCGGUGGGGACAAAAGGCAAUCCAGUUUCUUCCCCGGAGAGCAGAGUGUGACACUUGAACUCAUUCCAAACUUGGGAAAUAUUACGAAUUAUUAUUAAAUUCUGAUAAUUUUAUAUUUUUCAACUCAACUGGUACAACAAAAACUGCUAUUGAAUAGGAUAUUCUAACGACUUGUUGAUACUGCAUUAGAAGUCUUAACUACCAAGCUUGAGAUGUAAUCGAAGUUCUUAGUGGUCGACACACAGAAAAAUAUACAGUUUUUGUGAAAUCAUAAUGAUUGAGCUAAUUUAAUACUAUUGAGCCACUGAAAGUUAAUCUCUCCAGAAUGAGGAGAGAAUCUCCUCUCAACAAGGAGAUAUCUACAGUAUCUAUUCAUCUUUCAACAAAUCGAAUGUAACCCUUUCAACUGAUUUAUUCAAAUAUGUGAAUUCCUAGAAUAUUUAGGCCUAUAUACUCUUCUACCAAAAAGUAACAUUAUUUGAAAGUAUUUUAAGAUAUUUAUAAACGGAACAGUACCAUAUUUAGUACUUUUUAGUAUUAAUAGGCUAUGCUUUUCAAGUGACUUCCAGCAUACAGAAAAUAUAGCAUAAACUAUCUUAUUUCUAUGCUUUCAGUCACUAUAAAUUAUAUUUAGGCUAAGUGUUUGUAUUAACAUUUUUUGAUUUUAUAUAAUUGUUUUCAAGGAGACACCAUAAAAGUUCAUGAUUCCUAUAUUGAAACUUUUAGAUUAUAAUGUUAAAUUUACUAUAAAACUAGAACUUACAGUAUUUCCGUAGAUUGCAAUUAAUUUAAUUCGUUACCAAAAAUGAUUUUUAUUGAUAAAUUCUCGCCAAUAUUAGUACAUCAUUGCAUUACUGUAUUUAGAAAACCAAUACAGUACGGUAGGUACUCUAGUUGAGCUUUUUCAAACAGCUAGAAAUGAAUAGCCUAAUAUAUUCUUUGCAUUAAAUUGAUGUAUAAUAAUAAUUAAAGUAAAGUUUACCUCA